AUGGAGCUACAGCCUACAACCAUCUCUCUCUCCCUCUCUCCCUCUCUCUCACACUCUCUCUCUCAUUCCAGGCCUGCAAAUAAAAAAGCUAACAAUAUAAUCAUAAUUUAGAAGAAACAAACUAAGCAUGCUGUUUGGGUAGUGCAGCCCACUCAAAACAUCCAUGAAUCUGUGCUCCUUCAAGACAGGGCAUCCACUGACCAUCAUUAUAUAUAAAUACACUUAUUUAUCAACAUUCUUACUCAGAUCAAGAAAAAUUCUCCACUCUUAAGUACUCAAGUCCUAGCAUUCACUAGUUCUGAAAACCAUGGCAAUGGGUUUCUCCCCACUCUCUCUCGUUCUGUCUCUUCUUCUCACUUGUUGUGUCAUAGAGAUCAAGGCUUCACUCUAUCACUCUGAUAGAAUUAUCAAUCUCCCUGGACAACCUCAAGUUGGGUUUCAACAAUUCUCAGGCUAUGUUACUCUGGAUGACAAGAAACAAAGAGCUCUCUUUUACUACUUUGUUGAGGCAGAGAUUGAUCCUGCUUCAAAGCCUCUGGUCCUCUGGCUCAAUGGAGGGCCUGGUUGUUCUUCUCUUGGUGUAGGGGCAUUUUCUGAGAAUGGGCCUUUUAGACCAAAUGGCCAGGUUUUGGUUAGGAAUGAUUACAGUUGGAACACAGAGGCUAAUAUGCUCUACUUGGAGACACCUGUAGGAGUUGGAUUCUCUUACUCAAAUGAUACAUCCACAAUGACAGUGGAUGAUAAAAUAACAGCCAGGGACAAUCUUGUGUUCUUGCAACGUUGGUUCUUGAAGUUUCCCCAAUACAGAGGCAGAGAUUUGUUCAUAACAGGAGAAAGUUAUGCAGGUCACUAUGUCCCUCAGCUUGCACAGCUCAUGACUCAGUUCAAUAGAAAGCAUAAGUUGUUCAAUUUGAAAGGAAUUGCGCUUGGUAACCCAGUGUUGGAUUUUGCAACUGACUACAAUUCAAGGGCUGAGUUCUUCUGGUCUCAUGGAGUAAUAUCAGAUUCAACUUACAAUAUCUUCACUACUGUGUGCAACUAUUCGCGCUAUGUUAGUGAAUUCUAUAGAGACUCCAUUUCACCUUUAUGUUCUGAAGUUAUGACUCAAGUGAACAAAGAAACCAGUAAGUUUGUGGAUAUAUAUGAUGUUACCCUUGAUGUCUGUGUAUCAUCCGUUUUCGCCCAAUCCAAAGUUAUUACUACGCAGCAAGUCUCUGAAAGGAUUGAUGUGUGCUUGGACGACGAGACUGUUAAUUAUCUGAACAGAAAAGAUGUCCAGAAGGCACUUCAUGCUCGGCUCGUUGGAGUUCGGAAGUGGGAUGUUUGUAACAAUGUUCUGGACUAUGACUGGCUUAACAUUGAGAUACCUACAAUCUCUAUAGUAGGAUCACUUUUGAAGGAAGGUAUUCCAGUCUUGGUUUACAGCGGUGAUCAGGAUUCAGUUAUUCCAUUGACUGGAAGUCGCAAAUUGGUUCAUAGGCUGGCAAAGCAACUCGGAUUAAACACAACUGUACCUUACAGUGUCUGGUUUGAGGGGCAGCAGGUCGGAGGAUGGACUCAAGUUUACGGUGAUAUCCUCUCAUUUGCUACGGUGAGAGGAGCUGCACAUGAAGCUCCUUUCUCGCAGCCAGAGCGAUCCCUGGUGCUAUUCAAGUCAUUUUUGAAAGGCAUGCCUUUGCCAGACUCCUUCUCCUGACCAGAACCAGAAAUAGAAUCAUCCCCUAGUAAAUA
Daucus carota subsp. sativus is the source of this 1731-nucleotide messenger RNA. Its product is annotated as serine carboxypeptidase-like 45. Gene Ontology annotation, biological process: proteolysis. The transcript is spliced from 10 exons. Gene Ontology annotation, cellular component: vacuole. NCBI's taxonomy places the organism in Eukaryota, Viridiplantae, Streptophyta, Magnoliopsida, Apiales, Apiaceae. The record is from RefSeq and is a predicted model, not a curated record. The coding region runs from base 308 to 1696 and encodes 462 amino acids. Gene Ontology annotation, molecular function: serine-type carboxypeptidase activity.